Messenger RNA from Diospyros lotus (date-plum), 657 nucleotides. RefSeq lists its product as uncharacterized. Bases 1 to 657 code for a protein of 218 amino acids. The transcript has 2 exons. NCBI's taxonomy places the organism in Eukaryota, Viridiplantae, Streptophyta, Magnoliopsida, Ericales, Ebenaceae. The record is from RefSeq and is a predicted model, not a curated record.
AUGGCAGUUGCUGGGUUUUCUUCCUCUCAACCACUCAUACCGAUUUUCAAUGGUGAAAAGUACGAGUGGUGGAGUAUCAAGAUGAAGACAUUGCUCAGAUCGCAUGAGCUAUGGGACUUGGUGGAGUAUGGGUUUGUUGAUAUAAAACCCACGACAACCAUAUCAAAGCAUGCAUGGUCAAUUCUGCAGAAGGAGUUCCACGGUGGUUCAAAGGUUAUAGUAGUGAGAUUACAAUCACUAAGACGUGACUUUGAAACCUUGGUUAUGAAGAAUGGGGAAUCUAUUGCUGAGUUUUUGUCAAGAGUAAUGGCAAUAGUCAGUCAAAUGUGCUCCUACAGUGAGAAAAUUCCAGAUGAGACAAUCGUUGCAAAAGUAUUGAGAAGCUUGACUCCAAAAUUUGACCAUGUGGUAGCUGUUAUAGAAGAAGCUAAGGAUUUUUUAGUUUUUUCAGUUGAUGAACUAAUGGGAUCUCUUCAAGCUCAUGAGUCAAGAAUUAAUAGUUCGCUUGAAAAGAAAGAAGAGAAGGCAUUUCAAGUGAAGGAGAUAGCCACCAAACAUGGAGACAAGGACUGUUCAGCAAGCAGGGGUCGAGGAAGAGGAGGAUCUCGCGGUCGUGGACGAGGUAACGACAGAGGCAGAGGAAGGAAUGAAGGAUAA